UUCUUAUCAGUUAGGUAUACAACGUUAACGUUUUGUAUAAAUACAAGUGGUUGCCUGAAAUUUUAGUUAGUAAACAAAAUUUUCAUCCGAAAAAUCAUAACAAAAUGUCUGUUAAAGUAGCAGUUGUUACUGGUUCUAAUAAAGGAAUAGGAUUCGCUAUAGUCCGUGGCCUUUGCAAACGUUUUGAUGGAACUGUUUACCUUACUUCGAGAAAUGAAGAACGCGGGAAAAAAGCUGUCGCCGAUUUAAAUAAAGAAGGCCUAAACCCAAGUUACCACCAACUCGACAUUACCGACAAUAAGAGCAUCGAAAGAUUUAGAGACUACAUAAAGAGUAAAUACGAUGGAAUCGAUAUAUUAGUCAACAACGCAGCGAUUGCUUUUUCUCAAACCUCUACAGAACCAGCAGCAGUACAAGCUGAGCAAACAAUAUUUGUAAAUUACUUCUCACUUGUUUCUGUUUGCGAUAUUUUGUUCCCUAUCGUUAAAAAUGGCGGAAGGGUGGUCAACAUAUCCAGCUCUCUAGGUCAUUUGAGUCACAUACCCAGUGAGGAUUUGAGAAAAAGAUUCAUAGAUCCCAAGCUGACUGUGAACGAAUUAUCUGCAUUGAUGCAGCAAUAUGUGGACGCUGCUAAACAAGGAACCCAAGAAGCUGAAUGGGGCAAAUCCUCAUACGUUGUGUCCAAAGUGGGUGUUACAGCUUUGACUAAAAUUCAGCAUAGAGUACUCAGCGAUAGAGAUAUAAAGGUAAAUGCAGUUCACCCAGGCUAUGUUGACACGGACAUGUCGAACCAUCAAGGUCCCCUAACAAUAGACCAAGGAGCAUCCGCCCCGCUCUACAUAGCGUUGGACGCUCCCGACUCCGUGAAGGGCGAAUAUGUAUGGUUUGAUAGCAGAAUUGUUAACUGGGAUGGAGAACGACCUGAGGAGAAAUAUUAAAAAUCCCAUAAAUUGCAGUUGAUUAUGAUUUAUGAAAUAAAAAUUUAAUACAAAUUUA
Molecule: messenger RNA, 996 nt
Organism: Manduca sexta (tobacco hornworm)
Lineage: Eukaryota; Metazoa; Arthropoda; Insecta; Lepidoptera; Sphingidae
Product: carbonyl reductase [NADPH] 3
Exons: 2
Coding region: 105-938 (277 amino acids)
Molecular function (GO): carbonyl reductase (NADPH) activity
Source: RefSeq, a predicted model, not a curated record